Messenger RNA from Dimorphilus gyrociliatus, 1336 nucleotides. NCBI's taxonomy places the organism in Eukaryota, Metazoa, Annelida, Polychaeta, Dinophilidae. The record is from the annotation of a GenBank genome assembly.
AUAUGUAUUAGGGGAAUUUCCGUCGCUAAUCGUAGGUUAUAGUCCUCCCCGGCGUGGUCUACUUGCCUGCUAUCAUUCGCCUUAUCGAGAACGGCGUAACGUUCUAUAGCGGGAGUGUGCAUUAAUUGAUUUAGGUGCGCUUUUGUAAGUAUCUUUUGAAUAAUUAUUUUAAAAUACGUAUUUGUUCAUAAAUUACUCUGGCUCAUUAAGUUUGGCAAAAAUUUCCUACCUGACCGGUAAUCUAUAUAUUGACUUAUGUAUUAUUCUCUAGCUUAUACGCUAAGGUUUCUAUCAAACGAUGACGUAUUACAUUGAUAUAAUAAGACUUUUGGCCGCCCGAAAACUGUUUUGUUGGCCUGCUUGAACAUGCUUUAGAAUAAACUGACCUGUACCCUUUCUUAGAGAAUAAGAAUUUUGCCCACGUCCUUAAUAACUUAAUAUAACUGUGAACUUAUAUUUCAGGUUAAACUUAAUAAUCAAAGGAAUAAAUAUCCGAGUAAGGAUGUCUCUCAUUGAACAAGUCGUCAACUAUGCACAGAGUGUAAUGGCCAAGGCAGAUCCUCGAACAGAUGGAAUGCUGUUAAUGGACUCACCAUGGUUAAGUUUAAGCAUAUGUAUUUUAUAUGUUAUCUUUGUUCAAGUCAUUGGACCAAAAUUAAUGGCCAAUCGGGAACCUUUCAAAUUAAAGGAAUUAAUGAUUGUUUAUAAUUUUGCUAUGGUCAUAUUAUCCGGCUAUAUUUUUAUGGAGUUUGGAAUUUGCGGCUGGUUUGGUAAUUAUUCGUAUGGAUGUCAACCUGUUGACUAUUCUAAUUCACCAAACGCUCUAAGGAUGCUUAGAGUUUGCCAGUUGUUUCACCUCUCGAAAUAUAUCGAACUAUUGGAUACAGUAAUUUUUGUAUUAAGAAAGAAAUUUAAUCAAAUAUCUUUUCUACACGUUUUCCAUCACGGAGUUAUGCCAAUUAGUUGGUGGUUUGGCGUAAAAUUUGUUGCUGGUGGAUUCGGUACUUUCCACGGAUGGUUGAACUCAUGGAUUCAUUUUAUGAUGUACAUCUAUUACGGCAUUGCCGGUUUAGGUCCGGCUUAUCAAAAAUACAUUUGGUGGAAGAAGUAUAUGACAAGCUUGCAAUUGCUUCAAUUUGCCCUCGUGACAAUCCAUUCAAUUCAACUAUUCUUUAUACCAUGUAAUUAUCCAGUUCUAUUUACAUGGUGGAUUUUAUCAUACGCCGUUAUCUUUUUUGCUAUGUUCUCUAACUUUUAUGUUAAGGCAUAUAAAAAACCAAAGAAGGAGGCAGUCAGGAACGGAGUUCACAAUGGAAAAGAUAAAAAAGGAGAUUAG